This is a messenger RNA of Acanthamoeba castellanii str. Neff, 525 nucleotides long. Its product is annotated as general stress protein 26. The coding region runs from base 1 to 525 and encodes 174 amino acids. The record is from RefSeq and is a predicted model, not a curated record. Lineage: Eukaryota; Discosea; Longamoebia; Acanthamoebidae. The transcript has 3 exons.
AUGGCCGGAAAGCUCAACGUGACGGAAGACCCCAAGGCUCACCUGGUGCGGCUGGUGAAGGACUUCGACAACGCCAUGCUCAUCACGAAGAACUCGAGCGACCAGCUGCGCGGCAGGCCCAUGCGAAUCGCCAAGGCCGACGUCGAGCAGAACCUGUGGUUCAUCACCUCCAUGGACAGUGCCAAGAUCGAGGAGCUCCUGCGGGACCCCCGGGCCUGCAUCACCAUGCAGAAGAAUGGCGAGUACAUUUCGCUGUCGGGCAACGUUCAUGUCUCCAACGACAAGGGCGGCAUUGAAGAGAUCUGGAAGGAGGCGUAUCGUCCGUGGUUCCCCGAGGGCAAGGACACGCCCGACCUGGUGCUGCUCAAGGUCGACACGACGUGGGGCGAAUACUGGGACUCGGUGUCGGGCGAGAAGACGACGAUGGAUUUCCUCAAGAAGAUGGUCGGCGCCGAAGAGAAGAAGAGCACCACCAUGCCCGAGGAGCACGCCAAGGUGACCCUGACCGCUCCCACGCAGAUGUGA